GCGGCCUCCCGUCCUCUUUUAACUCCUCUGCUUUCUUUGUCUGUGUGGUCCAGCCACCCCUCUUCCCAGCUUGGGAUCGCGGAGGGCCCUGCACUAGGGCACCUAGCGGGGACUGGGACAUCCCCGUCUGUGGGCCGGUGGUGGGACCCACCUGUCUCUACAGGCCUUGCUCCCUGAGAAACCGUCACCAGAUACACCGUCGCCAGGACUUCCUGGGGCACCCGCGCUGUUCUGGAAAACUAGAAAAGUUUUCUUUUUGGUCACUCACCACUGGUCCCAUGGCUGCCAUGCAGAUGGAUCCUGAGCUUGCCAAGCACCUCUUCUUUGAAGGGGCCACUGUGGUCAUCCUGAAUAUGCCCGAGGGGACAGAGUUUGGCAUUGACUACAACUCCUGGGAGGUGGGGCCCAAGUUCCGGGGUGUGAAGAUGAUCCCUCCAGGCAUCCACUUCCUCCACUACAGCUCUGUGGACAAGGCCAAUCCCAGGGAGGUGGGCCCCCGUAUGGGCUUCUUCCUUAGCCUACAGCAGCGGGGGCUGACGGUCCUGCGCUGGGAUGCAGUCCAGGAAGAGGUAGACCUGUCCCCAGCCCCAGAGGCUGUGGUGGAGGCCAUGAGGGCCAACCUCCAGGAGCUGGACCAGUUCCUGGGACCUUACCCAUAUGCCACACUCAAGAAGUGGAUCUCACUAACCAACUUCAUCAGCGAGGCCACAGUGGAGAAGCUCCAGCCCGAGAGUCGGCAGAUCUGUGCCUUCUCAGAUGUGCUGCCUGUGCUCUCCAUGAAGUACACCAAGGACCGGGUGGAGCAGAAUCUACCCCGCUGCGGCACUGAGUGCAAAAGCUACCAGGAAGGCCUGGCCCGGCUGCCCGAGAUGAAGCCCAGACCCGGCACAGAGAUCCGGUUCUCCGAGCUGCCCACACAGAUGUUCCCGGCAGGUGCCACGCCGGCCGAGAUAACCAGGCACAGCAUGGACCUGAGCUAUGCUCUGGAGACCGUGCUCAGCAAGCAGUUCCCCCAAAGUCCCCAGGACGUGCUAGGUGAACUCCAGUUUGCCUUUGUAUGCUUCCUGCUGGGGAACGUGUACGAGGCAUUCGAGCACUGGAAGCAGCUCCUGAACCUUCUGUGCCGGUCAGAAGAGGCCAUGGUGAAGCACCACACCCUUUAUGUCAACCUCAUCUCCAUCCUGUACCACCAGCUUGGCGAGAUCCCCGCCGACUUCUUUGUGGACAUUGUCUCCCAGGACAACUUCCUCACCAGCACCUUACAGGUUUUCUUUUCAUCCGCCUGCAGCGUUGCCGUGGAUGCCACCCUGAGGCAGAAAGCUGAAAAGUUCCAAGCUCACCUAACCAAGAAGUUUCAGUGGGACUUUGAGGCGGAGCCUGAGGACUGUGCCCCGGUGGUGGUGGUUCUUCCCGAGGGCGUGGGGACUGGCUAAGUGGAAAAGCUCUCAGCCAGAGGAGGCCCCUUCCCCACGGCUGCGGUCCUGGCUCCUCCAUUCACCUGUCCUACUGGGACUUACUGGGGCAGCAGCCCUGCCAGGUUCUACAAAGAUGGAGCCAGAAUUCCCUCCUUCACCAAUAAAUAAGUUCCUUCAGUGCCAGCGAGGCUGUACCCCAUCUAGAAGGCGCAUUUGUGGGUUCGCCGUCAGCCUGGCCUCGGUGCUAUAACCUAACUGAAUUCCAGAUGAGCUCUUGGGAGAGACCUGCCUCAGCAGCAGCCUGCUUCCUCCCAGAAGAGAAGAAGUUGAGCCAAAAGCCCAGGAGAACCGAUUGUUUAUUCCGUAGAACGGUUAGAAACCCUGGAGUGCCCAGGAGUCUGAGAUGUCAGUUGGUGACUUUUUAAAAGUUAAUCAGAGGGUAAUAGGGAGAUGAGCCAGGAUUUCUGCCUGCCCCUUGUUGGAUGGGAAUACGUCACAGAAAACAUGGGUGUGUGACCACCCUGGAGCCCCAGGUUGGGGAGGGCAUAACAGAAGACAGUUGGGUUGAAUCUGACGAGUGGUCAGCUUUUGCUUUAAGUCCCUUUCUCCUGUCCAGAGGUCCCAGUGGAUAAUCUUUCAAGAUCAUUGCAGCCCCUGACCUCAGAGGCGUUGCUAGUGCCACACCCCUCCCAUCUGCUCCGUUCUGAGGCCUCAGACCCAGAAGUGGGCCUUGGUGACCCUUUGUAUGGCCCCAUUCCUCACCAGAGCCAGCACGAGUGUUUCUGAUGACCUGGAGAUUCAACGACAAAGAGAAAGGUUCUUGCUUUAUACAGGCUUCUUUGGCCCUGUUGAAGUUCUGUGCCUUUAUUCAGAGCUCCAGAGAUGACCUGGUCAGCCUGGGUCCGCCCCCGCAUCCUGCUGUGGGGCUGUCAGCCACAGGAGUGAUGGUGCUCCGGUUUCCUGGGAGUCCUGAGGGCCCGCGCAUCAUACACACAGGCCCUGCCACCCUGACCUCACAAUGUUGUACUGUGAUCAGAGUCCCUAUGCUGCUCUCUCCCAAGGCUGCGGCUCACACUAGGUUUCUGAAUAAGAAUCCCCUCCGGUUAAGACUUUCGGUUCCACUUGUCUCCUUGGAAUUGUUUUUCCAAGAGCAUAACGUACAUUAAAGUCUUGGAGUUGAGACUAAAUCCCCUUGUGUGAGUCUCAUAGUUCAUCUGCCCAGUUCCCACCGCAGCCAGGCACUGUCCUUAGAUGCACAUGUCCUCCCUACCGGGCACCAGGAGACCCUGCCCAACCUCUGCAGGCUCUGGAGGAGGCAAGUGACCAGCGAUGUCUCCUGUCACCAGCGGGGCUUCUGAGAUGGGCACACCUGCAGGAAUGAUUGAGGCCCUGUAUCUAUAUAGCAACCAGAAGGUUCACCUUGUGUGAAUUUGCUGUUCUUUUUCUCCCCAAAGCCCAAUCAUCAGAACUACUGGGGAGCUUGUUAAAAUUGCAGAUUCCAAAGGAAUAAAGCCCUGAUCCAUGCCGCAGCAUAGACAAACCUUGGAAACACUGUGCAGAGUGAAAGAAGUUGGACACAAAGACCACAUGUUGUACGAUUGCAUUCUUAUGAAUCGUCCAGAGUUGACAAAUCCUUAGAGACAGAGGGAUUAGUGGUUACCAGGGGAUGGGAGAGUGGGGAAGGGGGAGUGACUGCUAAUGGGUACUGGGUUUCUUUUUGGGGUGAUGACAAGGUUCUGGAAGUAGGUAGUGGUGGUGGUUGGCCAACCUUAUGAGUAUCAUAAAAACCCAUACAAGUGUAUGCUUUAAAAUGGUGAAUUUUAUGGUGUGUAAAUUAUAUCUCAAUAAUUUUUAAAAGUUCAGACUCCCAAGUCCCACCAUACAGGAACUCGGAGGCAGUGAAUCUGGGUGCAGCCUGGGUUCUGAGGCACACUCAGUUUCGAGUUACUACCUAGAAGUAACAGCAUUGCAAUUUAGUACCUAGAGCUCCAUUGGGACAAUUUGUCUCCCACUGGCCUUGACAGGGCAGCACCUGGAAGUUGGAUCAUGUGACCUGUUCUCUAAGCUUGUUGGUCUUAUGUCUACACAGACACAUACACCCCCCAACCGCUCCCACUCACACAAAUGGGUUAAAGAAAAGCAGCUACAAUGUAUAAGUGCUCUGUUCUGUUAGUUCACUUAAUCCUCACAACAGUAUGUGGUGAGUGCUAUUAUUAUCCCCAUUUUACUGAUAGGAAAAUGGGCUCAGAGAGCUUCCGUCUUUUGCUAGGGUCCCACAGCUUGUAAGGAUUGAGCUCAAGAGUCAAACCAAGCCCAUUGGUGUCCAGGGUCCGCACUCAGUACUGCAUUCACUACUGUGGUUUACUCCUUCCCUACCCUUGCAUGUCCAGGACAGCCUUGCUUUCUUCCUGCUUCCCCGGAUCUAGCCUUGGCCUUGUUGACAGCCAGCUGUGUGACCGUGGGCAAGCCACUUAGGUUCUCCGGGCUUCAGUGUAUUUUUGUAUAAAGUAAGAGAGUUUGCUUGGACUGAAGAUUUCUGGUAAAGAUACUCCAGGCUCCUUCAGGCUCCCUCCACUUAAAAAUGGAACCUUGUGUUUUAAAUGUUUUCAAAGGGAAGCUACAUUUACAUGAGAUAAUAUGGCUGGGCUGA
Messenger RNA from Aethalodelphis obliquidens (Pacific white-sided dolphin), 4065 nucleotides. RefSeq names its product AAR2 splicing factor (gene AAR2). The record is from RefSeq and is a predicted model, not a curated record. Bases 279 to 1433 code for a protein of 384 amino acids. The transcript has 4 exons. NCBI's taxonomy places the organism in Eukaryota, Metazoa, Chordata, Mammalia, Artiodactyla, Delphinidae. Gene Ontology annotation, biological process: spliceosomal tri-snRNP complex assembly.